AUGCGUUUCUCUCUCGCCACUGUUGCCUUCUUCGCCGGCCUUGCCAUUGCCGCCCCCGGUGCUGCCGACCAGACCGUCUACGAGACUGACGAGGUCACCAUCACCUCCUGCGCUCCUACUGUCACCGACUGCCCCGGCAACGCCGGUGUUGAGCCCACCAGCGCUCCCGUUGCCACCACCACCCCCGCCGCCGGUGGUGAGGUCCCCGUUGUCUCCAGCUCCACCUGGGCUCCCUCCAGCUCUGCCCCCGCUCCCAGCGCUCCUGCUCCUAGCGCUCCCGCCCCCAGCGGCCCCGCUGGUACCCCCGCGGUCUCUUACUCCGUUGUCCCUGUGACCACCUGCGUGCCCACUGUCAUCUACUCGACUGUGCCCGUUCCCGUCAGCACCGCCCCUGCCGGUGGUAACGUCCCCCACGUUCCCGGCACCGGUGUUCCCCACGUCCCCACCAGCAAGGGCAUGCCCUCCGGCACUGCCUCUGCUUCCCCCUCCGCCUCCUCCCCCGCCUACGCCGGUGGUGCUGGUGCUCUCAGCGGCUCCCUCGGCUUCGCCGGUGCUGCCGCUGCUGCCGCCUUCUUCCUGGCUUAA
Molecule: messenger RNA, 585 nt
Organism: Penicillium bovifimosum
Lineage: Eukaryota; Fungi; Ascomycota; Eurotiomycetes; Eurotiales; Aspergillaceae
Product: GPI anchored serine-rich protein
Exons: 1
Coding region: 1-585 (194 amino acids)
Source: RefSeq, a predicted model, not a curated record